Messenger RNA from Didymosphaeria variabile, 546 nucleotides. RefSeq lists its product as uncharacterized. The transcript has a single exon. Bases 1 to 546 code for a protein of 181 amino acids. The record is from RefSeq and is a predicted model, not a curated record. NCBI's taxonomy places the organism in Eukaryota, Fungi, Ascomycota, Dothideomycetes, Pleosporales, Didymosphaeriaceae.
AUGUUAUUUUAUUUCACUUACUAUAGCUCCACCUUCCACACGGGGCUUCUCUCCCUCCGACUAUAUAUCAAGAGCUACCCCCAUUAUGGGCUCCAAAUCACAACUGCAGAAAAACCUUUCGACCUCUUCUUUUCAGAUUCGACGCUCACCAACAUGAGCAAUCUCCCGAGCCACGCCCAGCCGACCGGUGAGAUCUCCUACGAUGGAUGGCGUAACGUCAUUGGCAUUGGUCAUGGUAAGGAUUGGGGCACCAAGUCAUCUGAUCCUUCGAACUGGCCGGCCCAGUUCGAUAGCAAGCCGUCUGCUGCCAUCAUUGAACCUGCAAUGACUGUCUCUCGCACCGAUGAGCUUCGCGAGGACUACAAUGCUGAAGUUGACGAAGUCGCAAAGGCCUGCGGCUUCUGGGACAUCCACAUGGAAGAGGUCGCGCAGAAGGAGGCUGAGAAUAAGGCCAACGAGGAGAAGCGUCGCAAGCUUAUCGAGCUUCUUCGGUACAACCCUAACUCGCGCACCACCGCUCCGGUAUCCAUUCCUCCUGACCUCUAG